This is a messenger RNA of Triplophysa dalaica, 3084 nucleotides long. RefSeq names its product NIM1 serine/threonine protein kinase (gene nim1kb). Gene Ontology annotation, molecular function: protein serine/threonine kinase activity; tau-protein kinase activity; ATP binding. The record is from RefSeq and is a predicted model, not a curated record. The coding region runs from base 1063 to 2658 and encodes 531 amino acids. NCBI's taxonomy places the organism in Eukaryota, Metazoa, Chordata, Actinopteri, Cypriniformes, Nemacheilidae. Gene Ontology annotation, biological process: protein phosphorylation; intracellular signal transduction; microtubule cytoskeleton organization. Gene Ontology annotation, cellular component: cytoplasm. The transcript is spliced from 3 exons.
CUCAUCAAUAGAAACACCUGGUAAUUCUGCGCCUACUUCAAGCACACGCACAUGCCCACGCUCACAAAGGCAUAGUGCCUCACGAGUGACAUCAAAUACCAGGAAAAUGCUGGCUAAGUCAAAUAAUUAAACUCGUGGAAUAAGUGGUUGUUUAUGUACUGGAUUUAGAGCACUCUUAUUAUAUUUAUAUAUUUUUAACUCGAACUGUGAAGACAUCUGCCAAAAAUAUAGUUAAUUUGCUAUCAUUACAUCUAUUAUUAAAUGCAAGUUUAUUCAUAAAUUAUUAGUCUUUGAUUUGAUGUUGAAAAGACUAAAUGCACAGAAACGGAGGCAUAUGUAUAGAAGACCACGCACAUGCAUUUUUUCCAUUACAAGAGUGAUUUAUCGCUUUAUUACUCCCUGAACUCUCUGUAAGUCGCUUUGGAUAAAAGCGUCUGCUAAAUGACUAAAUGUAAAUGUAAGAGUGGCACAUUUGAAGGUUGGCAGACUAGUAAUAAUCAUAUUAUCUGCCAAACCCCUUUAUUUGUCAAGGAGGGACUGUACUAAUCUCAUUUAGCAAGGCUGUUACAUAACAUCUGAUCCUUCACUGUAGAGUCAGAGAUCAGUCUCGCAUACAAUCAUAUCUCUAGGGUCCUCAAACCCUGCCACUGACUAAACAAUACAUCCUAUGAGAUCUGAAAAGGAUCAGUGAUGGAUAUGCGUGCCAGUUAUUUACCUUUUCUGAGGAUUUCGCUUUUUGUGAAUUAGUGCCAUCGUCAUGGACAGUGGGGAGGAUUAAGGAAGCUCUAAAUAAAGCCAGUAGAUUAGGAAACAUGAUACUAGCGUGUUCUGCCUCACUUUGACUGAGGGGAAGCUGAUAGACAGACAUAUGUGAAUACUGAGGAGAAUAUUUUGACUUUGGCUGCAGGAAACCAAAAACACUGUAGCAAACAUAAUUGCUUUUAUUCGUACCUUCCUAAAAUCUGAACAUGUGGACAUAUUCUUUUAUGAUUGAUAAUGUAAAAAGGAACAAGACUGGCGCCUUGGUUGAUCGGAGGAAGAGGAGCUUGACGGUAAUAUUAGAUGCUUUACAUAAUAGAUGUUUGCAAAAACUAUUUGACUGUACUAUUGUCGCAUGUUGCAGACAAAACCACACAGCGCACUAGUAGUCUGCCCACGCUUGAUCUGCCCAAAUUUAAGUCUAUCAUAUACACAAAUUUCCUAAUAAUGCUUAUAAGUUGCUGUUGUUAUUAUGGGAGGAAUCAGAUAUUUGCACAUCUAUCCAAAUGCAGUUCUUUUAUAUGUAUUUCUGUGCGUAAAAAAAUAUUUCAGCCGCUCCUAAUGGUUCCUGUUUUAAUUUCAGCCUUAAGCGGCCACACAAUGCCUUCAAGGACAACUCAGGUGUAUCCACAGGUGCAGCGGCACAGCCUCUACACCCUGACAGACAGCUCAGAAUGCGGCUCAGAAACAGAGGAGGUGGACCCUUCCAAGCACCUGACACCCCUGGAAAAAUUAACAGUAGAAAUGUGUAAAAAUGAGAACGUCCUAAAGGAACUGGCCUUGGGCAGACGGGUGGGCUUCUACAAAGUUCGUGGUCAAAUAGGCUGUGGGAACUUUUCGAAAGUCAAACUGGCCUUCCACGCCCUUACCAAAGACAAGGUUGCUCUUAAGAUCCUUGAAAAAAGGAGGCUUGACCUGCAGACUCAGAACAUGCUGUCCAGAGAGAUAGCCAACAUGGAGAGCUUGUAUCACCCAAAUUUAUUGCCACUGUAUGAGGUGGUGGAGACGCAGAGUCGGUUGUACUUGGUUCUGGAGUUCGCUGAAGAUGGAGACCUUCACACCAGAAUCAGCACUGCUGGAAAACUCAGUGACCAAGAGAGCAAGAUUGUGUUUGCCCAAAUUCUGUCAGCAGUUAAAUACAUGCAUGAGAACAACAUCAUUCAUCGAGAUCUGAAGGCAGAAAAUGUUCUUUAUACCAGCAAAACCUGCGUGAAGGUGGCUGACCUCGGCUUCAGCAGGAGGGUUAAUAAUCACAACCAAGCACUAGAUACGUUUUGUGGUUCUCCUCCUUACGCUGCUCCUGAGCUCUUCAAAGAUGAUUCUUACAUCGGUCCACCUGUGGAUGUGUGGGCAAUGGGGGUCCUGCUGUUUUUCAUGGUGACUGGCACAUUGCCUUUCCGUGCCGACACCGUGGCAAAGUUGAGGCGUGCAGUGCUAGAGGGAGCCUAUGUCCUGCCACCCUGGGUAUCAGCUCCGUGUCAGCAGGUGAUCCGGGGGAUCCUGAAGCCUGACCCCUCUGAACGUUGUGCACUGGACCAGAUGGUGGGUUGCGAGUGGCUGUUGCCCGUAGAAUUAUUCCACCCUAUUCCUCCUUUACACCAACUCAACCCCAUUCAUCUCCUGGAGGCUGGCCCGGGGAAGCUAGACAGAGACCAAGAGGAGGUAAAAGCUAUCCUGGAGAAACUGGGAAUCACUCAGGAACAUAUUUAUAACAACCAAGGAAAGAGCAUUCGCAGUCCUAUUACAGGAGUUUACCGAAUAUUGCUGCACAGAAUUAGAAAAAGCAGAGGAGCCGAGUCUGCACCCACAAUCAGCGGUGUUGUCAAAGAUCCUAAAAGAGAUAGUCUACGUGCCUACAGGAAUCUACUGCACACCUCGAAACUGUGUGUUCUUUCUUAAGCAGCGCAGUGUUGUGAAAUUGUUUUGAAAUGAUCAUGACUUGUAGCCUUUACCAGACAAUUUAAUAUCAGCCAUGUGUCUGCUCACCAUUGACUUCCAUUUUAUGGACACAAAACCACAGAGACAUUUCAAAAUAUUUUGUGUUCCACAGAAGAAAGUCAUACAGGUUUGGAAUAUGAGGGUAAAUAAAUGAUUAUUAUUAUUGGGUAAAGUCUCCCUUUAAUUCAGAAAUAUCAUUUUAUUCAUCAAACCUAUAAUUGUUACACUGUAGCCUACUUCAUUUGCAUGCAUAUCAACAUUAUUUCAAUUAUGACAUUUUAUUGAACUCUAAGUAUAUUUUUAUCUUUUACUAAUAUUAAUAUCUAGGCCUUACUUCAAAUUUUAUAGCGUUACUAUAUAUAUAACUUUAUACAUUAAGUCUUUCCA